UUUGAUUUGCAGUGACGUCACGUACUCACUCAUACUCGGAGAUCCCCACAACCAUUCUGUUAUUGUUGUCUGCGUCUGAACGGUUGCGGCGCAAUUAAUUAAAGGACUUGAAACGCCUAAGAGACCUAUUUAGUCACUUUAUAGCCUGCGAAUAUUCUAGGAUGUUCGCCAGAAAGAAGCCAGAGCCAGCAAAGCGAAGGCAGCACGAUUUGUCGCAGUUUGGACUUACGGAAAUCCCAGAUGACUUCGAUCCCAGCGCUGGAUACGGGGACGACGAUGGGGGCGACAGCGAUCUGGAAGCGGAGCUGGCGGCCAUUGCCGGGGGAGGUGGAGCCAGACCGAAACCCAAACCCAAGGCGAAGCUGCUCCCCGCCAGCGACUUGGACAAAAUGAUUGCCGACAGCUUGCGCGAUGUCAGCGACGAUGAUGAUGAUGACAAUCUGGAAAACGACUCAGAACUACUGGGCGAGCUGAGCGGAAUUGGUGGCGCAGAAGAGGUGGAGGAAGAGGAGCCUGCAGGCGAACCACCAGCCGUGAACGAGGAGCCCGUUCAAACCUUCCUGCCCACCACCACUGUGGACACAUUAGGCAUUAUCAAGCAGCGCCUGGAGAUGUACAAGCUGGCCGAGGCGAGUGCCAAGACUGCUGGCGAUGCGGGCAAGGCAAGGCGGUUUGGAAGGGGCCUGAAGACCCUGCAGGAUCUACAUAGGCAGGCAACAGCCGGCAAGUCUAUCAACGUGGAUGAUAUUCCUCCGGAAGUUAGUGUAAAGACAGCUGGCGGGCAGGGUACUCCAGUGGCUGCAGAGGAAUCACCAGCUCCUUCGACUCCUGCUUCGCCUCCCCCUGUACCAAGUCGUGCAGCUCCCGCUCCACCGACUCCCUCUUCGCCAGUGGCACCCACCACGCCUCCGAAUCCCCUCGUGGCACACAUGCGCAGCCGCCAGAUCGAAUACAAGGCUGCUGCAUUGCAAUCCAAGCGCAGUGGUGACACGGCUACUGCCCUUCAGUUCCUUAAGGUGGUAAAACAGUUCGAUGUCGUGGUGAAGAUGUGUGAGGACGGACAGGAAGUUGACCUCAGCGAUAUGCCGCCUCCGCCAGCCGAGUUCUUGGAAUUUCUCAAAAAAAUGCAAGGAGGAGCAGCUCCGGAAGUUGUCGCAGAGCCCACUCCUGCGCCAGCGCCUGCACCUGUUGCUCCUGCACCCGCUCCAUCUACUGCUGCAAACAUGACGGAGGCGCUGCAGCAACGUUUAGAGAAAUACCAAUCCGUUGAAGCGGCAGCCAAGGCAGAAAACAAUACAGGAAAGGCAAGACGCUUUGGAAGGAUUGUGAAGCAAUACGAAGAUGCCAUUAAGUUGUACAAGGCGGGCAAACCUGUGCCUUACGAUGAACUGCCUGUGCCACCCGGAUUUGGCCCCCUGCCCACGGGGGAUCCUACCACGGCUACACCGGCACCAUCGCUUCCCACUUCCCCUACAUCGCCUCCUGCAACGACGAGUACUUUCGCCGGAGGAACUCCAUCUGGUUCCAGUGCAUCAACGCCCACAGCUCCUCGUAAAGCGCCCUCACCUCCCCAAGCCAAGGAGCUGACCACACGCACGUCUGGCAAUCAGCAGAAGAACAACCUUGCCGAACAGCAGAUGAAGCUGCUCCUCGAGCGCCAAAAGGAGUUUAAGCUGGCUGCCAUAGAGGCUAAAAAAGCCGGAGAGAUCGACCAGGCCAAGGAGUACCUCAAGAUAUACAAGGGAUUCGAUUCGCUCCUUAAUGCUGCCAGUAGUGGACUGCCAGUCGAUCUCAGCACACUUCCAGUGCCACCCUCCCAAAGGGACAAUCUGGAAGCAUCCUUUGCAAUAGUGUCCGCUGAAGAAUGCGAUCCGAGUGAUGACAUCUGCGAGAUUGGUGUUCGCAUGGAGGAACAGCUGGCCAAGCAGCUGAUGAUGUGCAAAAAUACCCGAGAUCAUCACAAGGCCAUGGGGGAUGUGGCAGGCAUGAAUCGUUUCGAAAAUUUGGCUCUAACAGUCCAGAAGGAUUUGGACUUAGUGCGAUACUCCAAACGAAAGAAUGAGACACUGCCAAAGUUCCACUAUGAGAAGCGUAGUUUUAACAUUGUACAUUGCAAUACAGACCUUACGGACUGUGAGCUGGAAAUUGUUGUGGUUCGGGGAAUCAACUAUAAUGUUGCCAAUCCCAAGGAUGUAGACACCUAUGUCCGCGUAGAGUUCCCCUUAUUAAAUGAUGAAUCUUUUAAGAAUAAAACCAAUGUUAUUAGAGACACCAGCAGCCCUGACUACGAUGAACGCUUUAAGGUCGACAUUCAGCGAGCCAAUCGCCAGUUCCAGAGAAUCUUUAAGCGCCAUGGCGUCAAAUUUGAAAUAUUUUCCAGAGGCUGCAGUAUAGAUUGUUGUGGACUAAGUCGUAAACUGCCCCUAUGUUGUUUCAGAGGGUUCCUGCGAUCGGAUACGUUGAUUGGAACCGUAAAUGUUAAAUUGCAGCCGCUGGAGACCAAGUGUGAUAUACACGAUACCUAUGAUCUAAUGGAUGGCCGUAAGCAAGUGGGAGGCAAACUGGAGGUUAAAGUACGCGUUCGCAAUCCCAUUCUUACCAAGCAAAUGGAGCACAUCAACGAAAAGUGGCUGGUCCUGGACGCCUAGGGCUGAACACGACAUAGAUCAUUAGUAAUUUGCUUAAAGCAAAGAAAACAAUCUAUUGCUUUCUUUGAGUACGUCUCUUGGCAGGUGUUCUCGAUUAAGUUACUAAUUUAUUCCUUUGUAAAUAUCCCUCACAGGGAACUAAAUAUAUCUUUAUGCGCUUUA
Drosophila takahashii is the source of this 2810-nucleotide messenger RNA. RefSeq names its product lethal (2) giant discs 1 (gene l(2)gd1). Lineage: Eukaryota; Metazoa; Arthropoda; Insecta; Diptera; Drosophilidae. Gene Ontology annotation, biological process: regulation of transcription by RNA polymerase II. Gene Ontology annotation, cellular component: nucleus. Gene Ontology annotation, molecular function: DNA-binding transcription repressor activity, RNA polymerase II-specific; RNA polymerase II cis-regulatory region sequence-specific DNA binding. The record is from RefSeq and is a predicted model, not a curated record.